ACGAUUUUCGUUCACUCCGCGGAGGCCACCAAGAUUAGUACACUGUGAAAACGACUGAUCGGAAUACACUUUCGUGUGCAAGAGCGGUAUAGAACGACGUCGGAGCAAGUUAAGAGAAGGAGGAAGAAGAUGAUGACGACGAAGCAGAAGAGCUUUGCUCGAAGGAGAGAGCUUGCCAGAAAUAACUAAUAAGACAUUCACUCUGAGACGGGCGGCCAUCCGGCCCGGACGAAACGCGCUGAAACAGCGCUGGAUUUUGGUGGCCGAAGAGUGCAAUAUCUUGGGGCCCUAUAGAGAGGGCCCCCAACCCGAGAGUUACCGCCGCGAGGCGGGCACACUAGCUAGGGAGCAUGGAGCAAUUCGAGCAAUUGCUGACGUGCGCGAUAUGUCUCGAUCGCUACAGGAAUCCGAAACUUCUACCAUGCCAGCACAGCUUCUGUAUGGAGCCGUGCAUGGACGGCCUUGUCGACUACGUACGUCGACAGGUCAAGUGUCCAGAAUGCCGCGCCGAACAUCGUAUACCCUAUCAGGGCGUACAGGCGUUUCCAACAAACGUAACGUUGCAACGAUUUUUGGAGCUGCACAUCGAAAUAACCGGAGAACUACCGGAUCCGACGAGCGGCCAAACGAUGGAACGUUGCGGCGUGUGUUCGGAAAAAAGUUAUUGCUCGCUAUGUGUGCACUGCGAGAAAAAAUGCUGUCCCGAGUGCAAAGACGCUCAUAUGGACAUACUCAGGCGCGAAAUCGCUCGCAUAAAUUCGCAGAUACGUCGGGGUCUCCAUCGGCUGCAAGAUGCUCUCGCUCUCGUGGAGAAAAACACCCUCGGUUUACAAACGAAUUGUGCUUCGGUCGCUGAGGAAGUUGAUGAGAUCUAUCGAAGAUUGAGCAAAGCACUAAAAGAUCGUACGGAACAUUUGCGUAACGAGAUCGAGCGUUAUUCCGGAAGCGAGAUACGGGGACUUCUCCAACUCAAGGAGAAUCUCGAGCUCGAGAUAGCAAACAUUCAGAGUAAUUGCGACCUCGCUGAUGCUCACAUAAACGAGAAUGUGGCGUGGGACGAUGCGGAACUGCUCGAUACGAAGGAGCUCUUUCUCCGUACGGUCGAAUUCAUCAGAAACUUCGAAUACGAGGCCGGAGACUACGGUCGUCGUGUGCGUUUCGUAAUGGCACACGAACCCAAUCAGCUGGUACUUCACGUCGCGGGGUACGGUGAACUCAACAUCAAGCCCGAAACCGGAAGUGUCGGACACUUAGGAACGACCGGUGGAUUGGCACCACCCAGUGGUUCCCCCGGUCUGAUGAGGAGCAAGAGUGAUCAUCGUCUAGCAUCCCAAUAUCGCCAACAAGAGGAAGAACGUUUGGCCAGAAAUCGAUACGUCCCCGAUUACGAAUACGAUGUACCUGAAUACGAGACACCACGGAACAAAUCGAGAUACCGGAGCCGUUUCAUGCGCCAUCGCGACGGUGAAGAAUCGGACGGUGACACGAGAUCGACGGUGAAGUUUAGCUCCGCACCUGCCGAGAGCGCCCAGCGAGAAAAAGUCCUGGACACGGAAGACGCUGCCCGCGGUCCACUUUCCGGUAUAUUCAGGCUCACCGACUCUCCCAGAGUCAUGAAGAAGCUCCAGGAGUGCGAAAGGGCCGGAAAACGGAAGAAAGAGGAACCUGCGGCUCCCCAGCCACCGGCACCAAAGCCACAGAUCCAAGUGAGAAAGGCGCCAACGGCUACGGCGAAACAACCUACCGAAGACGACGAAAUUUCCAGGAUCAAAAAGCAGAACAAAAGUGCUUCGGUUGCCCAAACUACCGAAACGGUCGAAGAACGUCAGCCCGUUCCAACUACCCCCGUGCACACUCCACCUCCUCCUCGUGAACAAGAACGAGAAAUCGAGGAGUCUCCGAGAAGAACACCUAUAGGAAGGAGAACAUCGGAAGUGCACAAUCCAGCGGCGAGAAGCGCGUCGUCGGAUUCGAGCACCGGCUCCGAGAGCUCUACCGGUUCCGGCAUUCGUAGCACCGGCGCACCCUUCACCGCUGAAGAGAUGAAACAGAAGUACCUUUCAAGAGCACCACCGACUACCACCACGAACACCGUCUCGUCCGGACCGGGAAUCACUACGCCGACGAGUCGCGAUAGCGUUACCACGCCUACCAGCAGCCCCAGACCCUUCCAGAGCCGUUUUUUAGGCGGAGGUAAUCGCGCAGCCCCUCCACCUCCAGUUGCGGCAGUGCGCGAAGAACCAGCAAAGAAAAAGGAGGAGGAAGAAGACGACGACGACGAGGAAACGACGAGUUCGUCCGAGGAAACGGAGUCCGAGACGGAGGAGGAAUCGGAAGCGGAGACUCACGCGUCUACACCAACAACGACAUUGCCAGCGUCGCAGGAGCGUCAGAGAAAUGAAUCGGCAAUGGCGAGGACGGACAUUGGUCCGCUGCUUGCCCGAAGCGCCGAAGCUCGACGUGGAAGCAAAGAGGACUCACCUUCGACCCGAUAUACGUCACCGAGAGGAAGUCCAGCGCACUCGGUAUCAUCGCCAACAAGUACAACAGCAUCAUCAGCGCCAGGCGGCUAUACCAGCAGGAUGGUUAAAGACGAUAACGAUCAUCGUAACGACGAUGACGAUGAUGAUGACGUUGCGAUGGUAUCCUCAUCGUCAUCGUCGUCCUCCUCCUCGUCCUCGUCGUCGUCGUCGUCGUCAUCGUCGUCGUCGUCCUCGUUGUCGUCUUCGGCUCUCACCGAUAAAAUAAUAAUCGAUGAUAGCGCUAAAGCGUUAUCAGCGAAACGCGAUGACUCGGGAUUUAUCGAAGUAUCAUCGAGCAGGCUCGAUAAGUCGAUUAACGAAGACGACGAGUCCAUUUCUUACGAUAGUGACUCCGAGAGCGAGGAAACAGUUAGAGAAAUUGACAUUCUUACGAACGAUCAUAAAAAAUCCAAAUUCACAUUAAAUGACCAAACGACCGAUAAAAACGUUGAAAAAACCAAUAACAAUAACAUCAAUCAGGCCAAUAAAAAUCGUAAUAUCAAUACUAAUAACAACAAUAAUAAUAACAAUAUAAAUAAUAACAACAAUAUUGGUAACAAUGAGAACGAUAAAAUCGAAGCUGACGUUGAAAAUCUUGAGCGUUCGCCAAUGAAAUUCGAAAAAAUCGAUACUAACGGCAACGGCCGAAAAUUCGAGACAACUGUCAACAAGGAAACGAGCUUCAAUCGGAAGAGAAUCGGUUCUAACGGCGAGUCCUCCAGCCUGGGUAACUACCGAGACGAUGACAAGCUAAUGAGCAAUUUUUUAACGCGUUUAGUUCGCGAUUAUAAUCUUACGAAAGAAGAAAAUGCUUUGUUGUCGAAAGAUUCUGGAUUUUCGAGCGACGACGCAAGUUCCAAUGAGAAUCGAAAGUCUCGAGUGCUUCCGGAAGAGAGUGUUGAAAAUGCAACGAAAUCAGCGGAUGAUCCCGUCACUUCCGGCCAACGGAGGAAGGAUUAUCUCAGGGAUUCCAGUCGGUUGGAAGCUGGAAAAGAAGUUUCGGAAAAUCAGGCGAUUGACGACGAAGCGAACGAGUUAAUUUUCGCCGGGCGAAUCAACCAUGACGAUGACGUCACAGGAGAAUUUAAAACUUCCGAAAAUUUGAAAGAUCCUUCGGGAAUGAGCAACGAGGAGAAUGCGGCCGAGACGAAUUCCCGAACGAACGAGCAGGAUCCGGAAAAUUCGACGAUGGAAUCUCGCGGGAAUUUGUUUGUCGAUCGAUCGAUGAAUUACGGGGAUGAAAACGUGGAGGAAAAAGACACGAAAACGAGGGAUAGACGAAUCUUCGUUGAGGAGAAGGUGGAAAAUUUAUUCGACGACAAUGGCUGGGUCGUGAGUGACGAAGAAUCGCAGAUUCAGGAAAAUUCCACGUCACAUAUCUCCCUUCAAGAUUCAAGAGACGAAGAAACAGAGCAGACCAUACGAGAGAUCGAAAAGACUGAUUUUGGUAGAAAAAAUUCAGAGAAUUUGGAAAAAAAGAACGAAAAUGAGAAGCCAUCGCUGAGGGAAGAAGGAGGAGGAGAAGAGAAGCGGAAGAACUGGAAACUGAAAUCCGUUCACAAGGACGAGAAAAACAGUGCGAUCGGUAACAACGGAUGGUUAAUUUCGGAGGAAUCGGGUAGCGAGUCAGAGCGAACGAUGUCACCGAACGAACGAACAUUCCCGAGUGACGAGCCCAGAGACGUAUUGUCGGACGAGAAUUCUUCGAGUCUCGGUCUAUCGAGAAUAUUUUCAAGUUCCGAGGACGACGAUUCAACGAGAACAGAGCAAAAUCGUACGCCGACUGAUUCAACGAGAGUAAAUAUUCACGAGAAUAGCCGGGAGUUUAAAAAUAUUCGGAGGAGUGCGAAUGACGCCUCGAAUAUGGAGAAUGACGGGAGAGCGGAGAAUCCAACGAGCCGUAUAAGUGGAACAUUGUCGGAGAGGGAAAACGUUUUGGUUAAAAAUAGACGAGAUGGCGAGCGAGAUACGUCGCUCGGUACAAUAAAUUUCGGUUCAAUGCUCGACGACGACAACGACGACGGCAACGACAGCGACGAGGACGAGGACGAUGACGAUGACGAAAACGAAGCCACCGAUCCUCCAUCGCCGGAAAAUAAGGCUGCGAACGAUGCUACCUUCCUAACGAGAAAUAUUCCCGAGGAUAACAGAGAAACCGAGACACCCGACGGGACGAAAAUUAACGACGAGGAUCGAGACGUCCGCACAAAUUUACCAAUGAAAAUGGUAACCACCGUCCUCUGUGUGUCCGUACUGUGUUAUAGCGUUCUAACGAAUCUUUUUCUAUGACGUUACGGCUUAAAUUUACUGUCGCGUCGAUUAACCCGAAACCAACAGGGAGAAAGCAUCACUCGUGAUCGUUUCUUUCGAGUUGUCGCGACUUUUAAUAAUUCAGAAAAACAUUGGAGAAAUAAGAGCCACGGAGAACAAACAAAUAAUAUCUCAACUAAAUCAAAUGAAAGAAUUUUCAAAAAACCAAACUAUCUUUUCAAAAAUGUCAUUUUUUCAUCACUGGUUAAUGAGAAAAUGGAUUUUUUGCUCGUUCGUUGCCCGCUCCCGUUGCUUAUCAGGUCUUCGGUUACACCCGAAGUCAACGCGUUUCUCAUCGUUAAACUUUCAUCAGUCGUCGUUCGUACGAGAACAACAAAUUCACACGACAAAAACGAAGUUAUUUAUGCUGCAUUUUUUCUUAUCUAAACAUUGUGAUAAUCGAAAUACGUAUUUUGUAUUAGGAUCGAAUGGUGCAAUUCGGAUUAACCAAGAGUUGUCGCCGAUCACUCGAAGGAUAAUUCUUGAAAAAGAAGCUUCGAAAGAUUGAUUCUGCAUAUUGAUGCUUAAUAUUCGUUCCUUAAUCGGACAUUUUUUCAUUAAUUUAAUUUUGUACCGGAGCUGAUGAAUGCGAAGAAGAAAUAAAAAAUUACCGAAUUAUACCAUGAGAUCCACGUGAAUACGUCGAACGCUAAACGUUCCUACUAUGAUGUUCGCCUCGCAAUUACGUAACUGAAACGUUGCUCAAGUACGUAGCUUCUUAGUGGUAUCCUUUUUUUUCUUCUUUUUUUGUACGCGCUUAGUUCGUAGAUGAAAAAAAUUUGAGACUUUUAUAGUUUAAUAAUUGGAGCUAUUUUAUAGAGCGAGAGAACGUUUUUUUUUUGUCGUUUUAUAUAUGGAAAAAUAUGUAUAUACAAACGUAUAUAUACAUAUCUAUAUAUAAAUGUAUACAAAUAGUAUGUGUAGUUGCGUGAAAAUGCUCUUCCUGUGCAUUCUUCCCUUAAAACCCCAUGAAGCUUUUUAUAUGACCCCUUGAGCCAGAGAGCUUGUCAGAGUUGUUUUAUUGCGUAUGUAAGAGUAUCUACAGAACUGACUAAGUAAAUCAAAGUCGACAUGAGAGUAAGAAAACGAAAAAAGCUUCCAAUAGUUUUUCAGACGCGUGCAAUCAUCUGUAUUUUCCACUGUCGUUGUAUAUUAAGUUUUUGUACUUUUUUUUCUUCUCAAUAUCUCUCUCUCUCUCUCUCUUUCUCUCUGUCUCUAUAGCCUUUAGUCGUUUUUUUUCGUCUCAGUUUUGUGGAUGUGGUGAAUAAACUGCAGUCUUGUGAUAA
Venturia canescens is the source of this 6118-nucleotide messenger RNA. It is a transcript of the gene tn, whose product is annotated as tripartite motif containing protein thin. Lineage: Eukaryota; Metazoa; Arthropoda; Insecta; Hymenoptera; Ichneumonidae. The transcript has 12 exons. Gene Ontology annotation, biological process: protein polyubiquitination; proteasome-mediated ubiquitin-dependent protein catabolic process; negative regulation of translation. The record is from RefSeq and is a predicted model, not a curated record. Gene Ontology annotation, molecular function: translation repressor activity; metal ion binding; protein binding. Bases 351 to 4811 code for a protein of 1486 amino acids.